Messenger RNA from [Torrubiella] hemipterigena, 4960 nucleotides. NCBI's taxonomy places the organism in Eukaryota, Fungi, Ascomycota, Sordariomycetes, Hypocreales, Clavicipitaceae. The record is from the annotation of a GenBank genome assembly.
AUGCCUCACACACGACAUAGCCGCGACGGCGCCUCUUCAGGCUCGUCCCAUUCUGACGAACACCGCUCAGUCCAUCCCCGCCGGUCCUCCUCCCGCACCACCGCCAGCACCGCCGCCGCCGCCGCAAAAAGCAGCUCGUCCGCCGGCAGCAGGCGUCCCAGCCUGCAACAGCGCUCGUCAGCCACUGACCACCACCCCUCAGGCAUCCCCUCGUAUCCGCAUCAUCACCAAAAUCAACAGCAUCAGCGUCAUUCAGCAGCCUCCAAGCAGCAGCAGCAGCAGCCUGCAGCGCUCGCUCCCCCGCCCCAAGACCACAAUAACCGCGACUCCUUUGCCUCCAUUGUCGACGACCCCUUCUUCCUCCGCUACGACCCCGCAAUCUCCCAUACCUCUCCUGCUGCUCUUGCUGCUGCCGAUCUCGACCCUAGCCACCACCCAAACGCUCUGGCUACAACCUAUUACGAGGAAGCACAGACCGACAGCGAUGAGAGCGAUGAAGCUGAGCCUUGGCAGACUUCCUACCGCGAAUCUCUAAUCAUUGGCCGCAACCCGCCUGUUUCCUAUCCCCUGUCGACUAUGGACGGAUUUAAUAUCGCCGUUAUUGGCGCCACGGGCGUCGGCAAAUCAACCUUUAUCCAGCGAGUGCUCGGCCUACCUCGUCCCACCACCUCCGGCACAUCUACCGUCCGACUCGUUGUCGACAACGUCACACAUACUGUUACACUCCUCGAGCUGGAUCUCGAGCACUUUGACCUGACCUCCUCCCAACCAAUACAGUGGCCAAAGCAUAUAAAUGGCCACUCCGUCCCUUCUGUGGACGGAGCCUUGAUUUUAUACGACGUCCUCUCCAAAGAAUCUGUCAGGAUGCUGCCGCAAACAAUGACUGCCCUGACGAGGUCUGGGCUACCUUCCAUCCUGGUUGCCAAUAAAUGUGAACAACCAGACGACGAAUGGGAGGUAGAUCCGGAUGGCAUGGCCGGACACAAGUUCUUUACACAAUGCUUGGCAAGCUACAAAAUCUCCGAGACGAAUCCAGAAGCCGGCAGAGCUUGUCUGCAGGCCAUGCUGCGUGGUGCUGUUUCCCACCGAAAAGCAGACCCAGCAGACCCGGUACUACGAAAGCGAGCCCAAUCUGCCGUCAACCUCGAGGCACCCGAAGCCAAUGCAGGCCGCCCAACCAGCCAACAAAGCAAGCAUAGUCGUGCUAGCUCAGAGCUCUCAGUUCUGCGUCCAUAUCCCAAUCAGCAAGGCUCGGAAAGCUACCGUACAAGAGUAUCUAGAAGCCCCAGGAAGGGAGUUCGAACGUCCGAUAAACCCGGGACAGACUACUUCCUCGAUGUGGACGGGUCCGAUGGCGAGACACAAGUCAACUCUGAUGACGGAUCUGUGGUACUUCGUCCAGACGAAACACAACAAAAGCUGGGUGGGGUGCUAUUUGACGAUCUUGUCGACCGUCUUCUGGCUCUGCGGCUAUCAAGAGCCGACAAUAACUUUUCCGACAUCUUUCUAUGCCUCUAUCGCAAAUUUGCUACACCUGGCGACCUGUUUGCUGCCAUUAUGAUUCGUCUGGAUCGAGUAAAGGAAGACAAGAGCUCUCAUUAUUUGGCAACGACGGCUACACAACUCCGCAUAAUUGAAAUCAUUGCCAAAUGGGUGUCACUAUAUCCUGGCGACUUUGCAAGGGUAUCCAAGAGAAAGAGCCUGCAAGAGUUUGUCAACCAGCUAUCAACAGAACCCAUCUUCUGCAUAGCCUCGCAGCAAAUGCGACGCAGCCUAUCAAGAUGUGUUAUGGAAGACGAUGAUACGGGAUGGGCAGCUGCCGAUGAUGAGGAUAUUGCUACGGAAAAGCUAGCCAAAGAUGUUGGAGCCGUCACUGGCAAUAUCGGCAAGCUCGUUAUUGACGACGAAUUGGACGAAGAGUCGGAGAGAGCACGCAUGCAAAACGGGUCCGGAGGAUAUAUUCAAUUCCACUCAUACGACGAGUAUGAGAAGGAAGCCAGUCUGCUAGAGCCGACCGACUACCUACCGAUGGACAAAGAACGCUAUCACUCGUUGAUGGAGUUUUCCGACGACGAAAUUGCUGAGGAGUUGACGCGCAUCGACUGGAUCAUGUAUUCUUCCAUCAGAAUACGUGAUUUUGUGCGCUACGUCAGCCUCUCUGCUAGCAAAAAGGAAAAAUGCAAGAGUCUCCGAAACGUCAACCGGAUGAUCAACCACUUUAACCAUGUUGCAAAAUGGGUUGCCAACUUGAUUUUGCUGCGAGACAAGGCUAAACACCGUGCUAGUAUGCUGGAGCGCUUCAUGAACAUUUCGAUCAAACUCCGCCAACUAAACAAUUACAACGGACUGGCGGCUGUCUUGGCUGGAAUUAACGGAACUGCUAUUCACAGACUUGCCCAAACAAGGGCAUUAGUGCCUGCCGAUGUGCAGAAGCGCUUUGCCCGCACUGUCAUCUUGAUGGGAACACAAAAGAGUCACUUUGCAUACCGCCUUGCCUGGGAGAACUCGCCUCUGCCACGUAUUCCUUUUAUCCCCCUCCAUCUGCGAGAUUUGGUAUCCGCCGAGGAGGGUAGCAAGACGUUUGUCGGACCUAGUGAGAAUCGCGUCAAUUGGAAGAAGUUUGAAGUAUUGGGAGAAGUGCUUUUGCCACUCAUGCGCAGCCAAGGCACUGCUUACCCUAAUUUGAAUCCUAAUAUGGCUAUACGAGAGUUGAUUCUAGCCUGCAAGAUGCCGACAGACGACGAAGAGAUUUACCAACGAAGCGUAGAAGUGGAAAGCGCAAACUCGAGUGUUUUCGAUCCCACCAAAAAGAAAUUCCCUUGGGAUCGUGGCGUGUGGAUUACCAAGGCUGGACUCUGUCAUGUCCGAUUCUCUGUUUGCCUCAAUGGAGAGUUGCUGUGCGGCAAGGACGAUGUGCGAUGUUUUAUUGAAACCAUAAGAGAUUGCGAUAUUUGGAUACGGCUUGGUCUGCGAUUACGAUACGCAGGCGAACCAGAUCCGCUCAUCGCAUCUGACCUUGCUUUCUCUAUACAUCACCCGGACAUCUCCUCCACGCUAAUCACACCAACCAGUGUGAUAAAGGCAGAAUUGCAAAGUCUCAGCUACACUCUGGUACUGACCAAGGGCAAAGCCAAGAGCAGCAAUAGAAAACGGCACAGUUCGACGGCAAAAGCCAAAUUAGCCAAUAAAACUCGCAAGAUCGAAAGAAAACAAGCGGAGCCAGACCGGUUUUAUGACGGAUUGGACUUGGUUGAUAAACAGGCUAUAGACGAGAUUGUACAGAGCUUGGGACUUGGCCAACCCUCUGACGGAGUGCAAGAGACUGACGAAGACCUGGAUCUGGGACAGGCGACGCAAGCCUUGGUGAUGGAAAAUGCUGUGACUUUGGUAUCUAUGCUUCUAAAUCUUGCUGCCAUCGGCACAACGAGACCCACCAGCGGGUUUGUGCCAGACUAUCGCAUAAGCCCCGGCCAAACACUCUGCAACUUGGCACCUGGUGUAUUUCACUACGACCAUCUUCAGAAAUUACGCGAAGGCGCAGAGCUUAUACCAACAAUUGCGCGCUCUUUAGAGGCUAUGCGAAGCGCAGAGUCCAUCUCUCUUCGCAAGAAACUGCUGAACCAAGAUCAACAAGAACAGACAGGACAAGCUUCAAAUACUCAAGAAGAGGCGGAGAUGGGUCCUUUAUGCAAAAAUUUACAACGUCGACUAUGGGAAACCAUGCUAAGACAUAUGAAGGCGCCUCCACUGAAAAGCAAAGAAGCCAUUAUGGCGACAAUGAGUAGCCCUAAUCCGGUCCAAGCGACUUGCGAAGACCAAAGAACCCCAAACACAUCUCGAACGAUAACAACGAACCAGGUGGAGGAGAACAUCGGUCCAUGGCCAGAACUUGCAAUGCAUUCUAUGCCGAUGAACCCGCUCACGGAUCUCGCACCGACGCCAGACCCAACAUCUAUACCAAUUAAUGCAGCAUGUCUCCCUCCCACCGGAUUUCCCGUCUCUGGCCACCAAUGCCAUCAAGUCUUUGCUUAUCCCCAUCUAUAUACUCCGCAAAAUAUUCAACCUUUCCCGCUGCCUAACCCGGUCCAUUACUACGGUUACCAGGCACCGGUGCCUCUACCCACGCCACAAGCUGAGUUUUAUCAACGAGAGGCAAGCGAGCAGCAAUACCAAUCUUUUGAAGACAUGUUGUUUGAUAUGUAAAACGUGGCUGAGGCGGCUGCCAGUUAAAAGCUGUGCUUGAGAUAAGAAAGGAAAUGAUAUAUUAAUUUUUGCUACACUGAGCUUGUGGUAUCUUUAAGAUCGGGCCGGCGAUCAUCCCAUAGGGUCAACAGAUAGAAUAGUAAUACAGCCAUGACAAGUUGCUUUGAAGAUGAAAAUCAUUUCUUUUUCAAGCUCUAUAAUCUUGGAUUGUCGUACUUUGGCGCCUCCUUGGCAGCACCACCACCUCCUCCAGCAGCAGCAGAAGCAGCGGGCUUCGCAGCAGCGCCACCCUUCUUUGUAUCCUUCUUCUUUCUUUGAGACGGCUUAAGCGUAGCGUAAUGUAUGUACCAGAUGAGAAGGCACUGCAGUCCGAGGCCAACGAGUACGAGAAUGAGCUUGACGAACAGAUCUGGCUGGUCGUUGAGUGUCGCUACGGCCUGCGGUGUCGCGCCGACUUUUGAGAGCCAGUCAAAGCUACCCAUUUUCAGGACGGCGGUGUUUUAUAAUUGUGAGACUUUUUGCGGGAGCAGAGUUUCUGGUCCGUGAGAGGAACGCCUGAUGUUGAUGUUUCGUUUGGUGGUCGUGUGAAUAGUGCAGAAAGACAACGGCGAUUUCUGCUUUUGUUAGGUUGGAGAGUAAUGAGAGGUUGAAAAGUGAUGAUGAAGAAAGGAAAAAGGGAUUUGGGCUUGGGGCAGAUGAUAGGAGCAUUUGUUUGAAGCCGUAGUGAAACGCCUGAUGUUGAGACUACGGGCGUUUC